Molecule: messenger RNA, 4115 nt
Organism: Strongylocentrotus purpuratus (purple sea urchin)
Lineage: Eukaryota; Metazoa; Echinodermata; Echinoidea; Camarodonta; Strongylocentrotidae
Exons: 5
Coding region: 1-2208 (735 amino acids)
Biological process (GO): chromatin remodeling; regulation of transcription by RNA polymerase II
Molecular function (GO): DNA-binding transcription factor activity, RNA polymerase II-specific; RNA polymerase II cis-regulatory region sequence-specific DNA binding
Source: RefSeq, a predicted model, not a curated record
AUGGGGAAGGCUUUCAUCGAAAUUGUGAUUCCUAUCUUGGCAGUGGGAGGUAAGAUGCUUCCAGUCCACUGCAUCGUAGAGCUUCUCGACACCCCGCCCGGUAAAGAUGGUGGGGAUGCUAAGAAGAGAGAGGAGGUGGAGAAGAGGAAAGAGGGAUAUGCCAUCGUGCCAUCAACGUUACAACUCAGAGAUCUUGUCAGGGUAGCCUUAUCCAAGCUGGAUUACCCACCGGAAAGAGCGAAAAAUGCAACAGGUGUUAUUCAGGUACGGAAUUGGAAGGCCUUGCCUUUUGCAUCAAUCACAGACAAUCAACAGUCAUCGGUAGGACAACUCUUUGGAGAUCUUCUCUCCCACAUCACACUCAAGAUAUCUGUAUUAUCAAGUGACGCCUCAAGUGCCAACUGCCAGAACCAAACGCCAGAGGACCAAAUCCGGAGCAGCAGGGUCGGAGGCAACGCCAACGGCAGUUUCCUCAGCCUGGGCAACCUUGGCAAUAGCUUCUUCCUACGGCGAGGCCUCGAUCUUCCUUUCGGGAUGAUGGCUAGAAGGAUGAAGGGUGGAGAGGGCAAGGGCGUCGGCAGGACUGCUCAUCCGGUGCAGGAGCUACGGAUCAAACUCCUGCAGGUCCUAGAGAAGAGAGGUCCUACGCUUCUCGUCAGCCAUGGAUGCCCCUUCUCACAGGUGACCGUAGCACAGAUCUUACAGGGCAAGUACAACAAACCUGUCAGCAUCGAAAAGAUCCAAGCCUUCUACCAGUGGUACAACAUCUACAAUGGCCUUACCGACAACACCCUCCUACCCCCGGACAGAGUGGACAGCUCCGCCCUACCGCGCAUCAGCUCAAAGCACUGGAGACGCCCUCGUACGCUCUUCAACCCUCGCACGGAGCUCCCUCGCCUUCUGCGGUGGUAUCGGCAGAACCCCAGACCGACCAGGGCAGAGAUGGAGGUCUACCUGGCCGAGUUGAAUGCCUCCGACUUCCGACGAAACGGGACCCCACUUCAGUACUCCUCUAUCAUGAUCUGGUUUAAGAACGCCAGGGUAAAGUACAGGCAUCUCUUGCGAUCAACUGCGAUCGCUCAGAUGAGAGAGGACAUGGUGUAUGCAAAGAAUUCAAAAGACUUGGUGAUUGACGAGAGCAUGAAAGAUAGUAGUGAUGAAGGAGAAAGCGACAUGGUGGUAGAAGAGAAGGAGAUGGAGGAGCAGGAAGAGGAAGGGGAAGAGGAACAGGAAGAGGAACAGGAAGAAGAGGAGAAGACAGAGCUUUUGGAAGCAUCAUCUUCAAAGAGCCCAGUCAGGAGUUCUGCAAAGAGUCCUUCCCGUAGUCCAGGAAGAAGUCCAGCAAGAAUGUUGCAUUUGAAAGUAGAACCUAUCACAGAGGGAGAGGACUCGGUAGGCAAUGAAAAUCAGGUUGCGUCAGUGGCGACCUCUGUAGCUAAACCAACCAUUUUGCCCUCAUUGUUACACAUGCACGCACGGCCGCAUCUGCAGCCUGUCAGUAUCGUAAGUAAUGGUUUGAUUGUGCCAAGCAGGUUACACAAUGGAUCUCACCAAGCCGAGACAGCGCUUCAUGUGCCAGACCUCCGUAAGAUUGCCUCUGGGUUUGGGAUAUCGCUGACCCCCGAGUUAGCAGCAGCUGCCCAUGCAAUGCCUAUCCCUGGUUUUACCCACCACCAUUUCCUGCAAGCUCUUGACUCUGUACACCACAAGGAGAGUCCUUCUAUUCGGUUAGACUAUCACAACAGUGCCCUCUCAGUGCCAAAGCCCACCCCGUCUCCCCUCACCACGCCUUCUGCCUCUCAGAGGCGGACCCCUACACCCCAGUCUUACAAACAUCAGUCAGAGUCGCCCAAACCAGAGAAGUCGCCUCAAUCCAACUCCUCACAAACCUCUACAUCUCCAGCCACCAGGGUUCCCCGCAAACGCUUUACCAUUGAUCCUACCUUCGAAGUGCCAAAGCUACAGUCGUGGUUCGCGAUCGACCCGAGGCCUGAUCGACAAACCAUCGAGAGAUACGUACAGGAACUGAACUCCAGUGAGUGGAGACGGCACCAGCCCAAGUAUAACAACCGAGUGGUGUACGUCUGGUUUAAGAAUGCACGUGCCAAAUAUUCUAAGAUGCAGGUUUCGUCGAGUGAUCGUGACCCUGAUAUGGAGAGGAGACAUCAUGAACUGAUGAGAAUGCACCAAGAAGCCCAGAUGUCGUGAAAAAAAAGACAGUGAGCUGUGAAAUUAUAACAGGGUGUUCAAGUAACGUAUUAAACUAUUCAUUGUCUGUUGAAAACAGAUAGCUGAUAUCUAGAUGAACUUGGAUAUGAUCAAAAUAGCCAGCUCUGAAGUUGUGCUCUUGACUAUUAAAAGAACGACAUGAAAACUUAGCUUCUGAUUAGUAAGCAGCUGUGUCAUGUUGUAGUGAGAACCAUUUUAGGUACUGCAUUCAAGCUAUGCUGUCAUUUUUUUCUUAGUUGUACACAGCAGUACAAUUUUCGUCAUUUUUUCUCAACAAUUUUCUCUUUAUUUUUGCAAUUCACACCCUCUUUGUUACUUCAUAUAUUUCACAUAGUUUGUGAUUACUAGUGAAUGGCACUCUAAAUAUUUGCUUUGAAAAGUGUUUUUCUAUGUGUACUUCAAGCCUAUUUUAUUUGUAUGCAUAUUGAAUGCUCUCAAUUAUGUGUUUAUGAGUAUAUUUUUUUCUUUCUGUAUCAUCUCACAGAAGAUCAUUCAAGAUCGACAUACCUCCAACCCCAGAAACUGAUAUUGCAUUCAAAAGAAUUAAAUAUUUGCAAUAUAAUUUGAUGUAGAGAUUAAUUGAUAAUUUUAAUGGCAAUGCUGAGGAUAAUGUAUGCAGUCAAACAUUUAAUUCAAUUUCAAAUAUCAUAAUUAGCCGUGUAAUUUUAUUUCAUGAAGUCCAAAAAUUCACUAUUCUAAUCCUAUCUAUCGAAUACAGAAUGCAACAACAGUUAUAUGGAAUGCAGUUAAAUGGGCAAAUUCUAACCUCAUUCUCGGUAGAUAAAACCAUUUUCUGUUCAUGAAAUGAACCAUGGCAGAUGUUAAAGCUUCUCAAUCAAGGGGAAGAAGACGUGAAAGGUUAAUUUGUAUUAUUUUUCAGGGACAAGAGGGUAUUCUUAACUCUGCUAAUUAGGGUAAAAGUUUAGUCUCUUCAUUUCCUCUCUGCAUAAACAAGAUAAAGCAAGAGAUAUAGCCUCUUGAGGAGAUGGAUCAAAAUCGUCUUCAUUAGAGUCCUUACGAGUGAGUGAGUGAGUGCGUGACUGACUGACAUUGUAAGGUUACGUCACUGCAGCUCGGUGGAAACAAACACAAUUUUCUUUUCCCCUGAAAUAAAGCAGAUUGCUCAAAGAUUCGGGGAGAUCAGAAGGACUUCCUGUUUUCUCUUUAUCCAGACUUUGAUGCGGAAUGUUUGCAAGGAGGAAGUGAGGGCUUAGGGUUACGAAACGGGGGGUUUGGAAACAAAAACUAAAAAGCCUGUCAGAAAGAAAAGUUUUGUGUCCCCUUGUGAUUUCCUAUUCUUACCUUGAUAAAGUAACGAGGAAAACUGGUAAAAUGUUGCAUUGUGAUUAACCCCCUAGCUGCCGGAGCAUAGCUUGGUGACCUUUGCAGCUGCUGACUUCAGUUUGGGAAUGAGAAUAAAAGAUUAGCGUUAUUUUCUCCUUGUUAGAUCACAGCCCGGUCAUUACCAUCCCACCUUUUCUUGAUGAUGCAACGUGUGCUUUUGAGAAGAUCAUUUUCGAUCCUCACCAUCCUUGAAAAGUGAAUUUAAAAAUAGGAAGUGUUUAAAAUUAAUCCCGUGUCUGGCAAAGGAUAGAAGAGAUCGACAGAAGCGAGUAUGGAGAUAGAUAAAUAAACGGACCAUCAGGCUUGCUAAUUCCUUUAAUAACAGAGCUAAAUAUGGCCGUUCAAAGCCGCCUGGCCUUGUUUUUCAUUUCACUUGUAUGCAAACAAGUGAAAAACAAGGAAUUUCAUUGAAGAGCAUUCUAAGGCUGAAAAACAGAUUAUGCAUUUGUUGAUUUGGAGGUGGUUUGGGGAUUAGAAUAACAGUCUGUGAGUCAAGCGUACAUUUUUCCCACUAUUGAAAUUAAAUGUUCUUCUCAUUCAAA